AUGGCGUCUCCUCCUCAGGGGGGCCCGAUGGCGAUCGCCAUGCGGCUGCGGAACCAGCUCCAGGCCGUCUACAAGAUGGACCCGCUGCGCAACGAGGAGGAGGUGAAGGUGAAGAUGAAGGAGCUGAACGAGCACAUCGUGUGCUGCCUCUGCGCCGGGUACUUCAUCGACGCCACCACCAUCACCGAGUGUCUGCAUACCUUCUGCAAGAGCUGCAUCGUGAAGUACCUGCAGACCAGCAAGUACUGCCCCAUGUGCAACACCAAGAUCCACGAGACCCAGCCGCUGCUCAACCUCAAGCUGGACCGCGUCAUGCAGGACGUGGUCUACAAGCUGGUGCCCGGCCUGCAGGAAAGCGAGGAGAAGCGGAUCCGGGAUUUCUACCAGUCGCGGGGCCUUGACCGAGUGACCCAGCCCAGCAGUGAGGAUCCCGUGGUCGACACGAUGGGUUUGCCCUACAGCAGCUUCGACCACUCCCGUGCCCACUACUACCGCUACGACGAGCACGUCUCCCUGUGCCUGGAGCGGCAGAGCUCCAGCAAAGAGAAGAACAAGACUAGUUUGCAGCAGAAGUUCGUGCGCUGCUCGGUGCGGGCCCAGGUGCGUCACCUGCGCAGGGUCCUGUGUCACCGCCUGGGGCUGGCACUGCAGCACGUGCAGAUCCUGUACGGCGGCGAGGUGCUCCCAGAUCACAUGACCAUGAAGCAGCUGUGGCUGUCGCGCUGGUUUGGCAGGCCUGCGCCCCUGCUCCUGCAUUACAGCGUGAAGGAGAGAGGAGGGAGGGAGCCGCGUGGAGGCGUUAACCCCAGCACCAGUUGCUCUGCUGAGCUCAAUCGAUUAAUCACCGUCACCGCCCGCCCCCCCAGGAGUGAUGGGGAAAUAAUGGGCCCAGGCCGUGGGGCUGCAGAUAAUGAGCCGUGA
Emys orbicularis (European pond turtle) is the source of this 921-nucleotide messenger RNA. It is a transcript of the gene PCGF1, whose product is annotated as polycomb group ring finger 1. Lineage: Eukaryota; Metazoa; Chordata; Testudines; Emydidae. Gene Ontology annotation, molecular function: promoter-specific chromatin binding. Bases 1 to 921 code for a protein of 306 amino acids. Gene Ontology annotation, biological process: negative regulation of transcription by RNA polymerase II. Gene Ontology annotation, cellular component: PRC1 complex. The transcript is spliced from 10 exons. The record is from RefSeq and is a predicted model, not a curated record.